AGUAUUUGUCCAAUUUUCCCUCCAAUUUCAUUUAUUGAUGUUCAGUGAGCCUUAUUCUAUGCUUUGCAAGAAGGACUGUUCAUAUGAGAUGCAGUUUUUAACUGCAAAGGAUACCAGGAAUCAUAAUCCUAGUUUUGGUUUGGAGUGUGUACUCAAGUUCUGUUGAAAGUCAAGGAUGGUUUUGGAGAGACUGUUGCAAUGUUCCCAAGGGCCGUACUGUGUUCUUCUGAGGCCUGGAGCAUCCACCAGAUUUAAAGGGUCUCCUCCAGCCCUUCCAAGGAAUUCUCCUGUGGCACGUGUCAAACCAAUGAAACAUGAUUCCUUGGAUUCCCCGAAUGCCCAGCUCUCAUCAUCUCCUGGUAAGACACCUCCUCCAUUACCAUGCACACCACCGAAAGGAUCACCAACAAAACUCUCACCAAAACUGCCAGCAAAGUUUCCAUCAAAGCCUCCUGCUCUUGGAGUGGGGAAGCCGACGGAUGGUGAAACCAGCCCAGCAGCAGCAAAGGCAGACUCCGAGUGUCCACCUAGUCAUGAAGCAGCUCAAACUCCCAGUGAUGUCACAACAUUGUGUCAAAAAGGAUCUCCAAGUUCAGCCAGGAAUUCGCCUAAAAGAAGCCCACUUCCAGAGGUCAAGGUCAUAAGAAGUGAUCUUGAAGGGUCUGCAGUCUCAGAAACUGCUGAUGUUGAAAAGGCACACAUCAAGCCACCAAAAGCGGCUCCAGCGCCCCCUAUGAGGCCCCGAGCUCCCACAGCGAAAGGAGUGCCGAAACCUGCGCCAAGGAAACGUUCUUUAACGUCGUGGUCAUCUAUUGACCAGGGGACUCCAGAGCCUGAAGACACUGUAUCUCCUGCAUCUCCUAGAUCACCCCUACGGCCACCAGUUCCUAAGCAACGAAGCUUCGAGAACAAGCCUCCAAGUCCUCUACCAGUAGCUCGGCUGAUGCAGAAAUCUGCGUCAGUGGAUGAAGAACCUAAUCUGAAGUCAGCUGGUUCGCCUACUUCUGCUAGGCCUGCUGAACCGAAAGUAGACUUUUCUUCAAAGUUGGCUGGUUUGUUGGUUCAGGGUCCAAAGAAGAUAGGGAGCAAACAUGGAAUUGAUUCAGGUGAUGAAGUGAUGGUGGAAGCUGGUAUGAAUGAGAGUUCUGGCUGUGAGAUUGAACAGAAAGGUGUCGUGGACAGAGAAGUUAAGACUGAAAUCAUCAAUGACAAUCAAACUCACACGCAAGCUUUGAAAAUUCCACCGCGUAAAAAGAAGAAUAAGAAAAGUCGGGAGUCAAGUCCUGCUGGCCCUGAUCGUCAGUUGGUAGCGGAAAGUAAAGACCAUUCUCCAGAAAUCAUUGAUAAGACGAAAGAGAUAUCCCCUGAGGUUGACCAAAAUGCUAAUGACAUUCACUCAGAACUUGAGCAUUCAAGUUCUCCUAAACCAACAGCAAAGUCUGUUGAACAAACUUCGUCUGUUAAGAGUGAUAAAAUUGAGGACACUAAUGUACAAUCUCCUGUUCAGGUAAAUAAACGUGCCAAGGAACUUGCAAGUUUAGUUGCAAAAGGCUUGCAGCAUCAGUUAACAAUGAAAUCUAGGCCAAGUAUUUCUCCAAAGCCAAUGUCGAGGUCAAACUCAUCUGAUGGUGGCCUCACGCCAUCAGAAAAUGAAGAGGACAGACUACUAUCGCCAACGCAAACACCUCCGCAUCUGCCAGAGAUCGGUUCAGUUGGUUCAAGGGAGAAACCUCGUUCACCGCAACCAGUGAUUAAACAGCCUUUAUUGCCACCAAGGUUACCACCAAAGUUUGAGGAAGGUGAAAAGAAGGAUACAAGAUCGGGUAUGGCAAUGGUUGAGAAGAGUGAGGGGGAUGAUUCAAGAAGAGGCAGUGGUCACAGCGUCACAUCACAGACCUCGGAUGAGGCAGAGAACGAGCCACCACCUCCAGUGCCUGUCAGAACAGCACCAAAGAUGAAGAGAGACAACUCCAUCGAUAUUGUGGUAACUCCAAGCUCUCCCGAUGUUGCCAGUAGUCAUGGUAACCAGGGUAAGAAACGAGAGAAGCGUCCACUCCCACCUUUACCAACCCCUGAAGAGGAAAUAGUUGCGUCUUGUUCCUCAGUGAAAGCACAAGGUCCUCGUCUGCAGAAUCGACCCCUCCCACCUGUGCCAGGUAAAGAGGAAGUGCCACGACCGGCUAGGAAAGCUCCUGGUCCUCCGCUUGGGCGCAAACGAAGUAAAUCAACUCCUGGACCAAUCCCAUUGCACUUGGAGGAGUUCCGGCCAAGAAGCCAAGAUGUUGAUGAGAAGAAAAAGUGGACAGAUGAAGAUGAGAAAACGUUUCUGGAAUUGAAGCAGGUGUCGGAGAAAUUAAAAAGGGUGGGCUUCGUAGAUGUUCACAAGGUGGAGCGGCCUGUAACGAGGCAGAGCAGUCGUGAGGGCCGACCAGUGUUUAAGGCUCCCCCACCUCCCCCUAUCGAUGGGGCAAGCACUGCUGAUCGAGGUUCACAGACACCGGUUGAAGAUGUGAUCAAGUUUGAUUUUGAGGGUCUGUCUGAUGUGAUACUUGAGGAGGAUGAGGCCACUGCAGGGGAGGUGACAAGAGUUAGCAGAGUUGGUGAAGGGGCAGCAGCUACCAUUGUGUCUCCGACUUCUCCCGUUUCAAAGGAAGUCCGUCGACCAUUCCGAGUAGCUCCACCCCCUCCACCCCCUAGACCUAAAUUGCUGGAUGAAACAACUGAGGAAGGACAUUGUGAUGAACUUGGGUACCUGUCGCCAAAACAACAAGAUUCUCAGUCUGCGAAUUUGGAGGAGUAUUCUUAUGUUAGCAGUGAGUAUUAUCCUGAGGAGGAAGGUGAGAAACAACGCAGCGAUUCAAGCCUCAGCUCGCAGCAUAUUUAUGAGUUUGUGGACACGUCACGAAAGGAGAUUAUAGAAAGUGUAUCUGAUGUGCCUGUUGAUGAUACUUAUGAGGUUCCAGGGGAGGUGAUGAUGAGACAACAUUCAUCAACGUCUUCACACACGUAUCAGAAAAUGGACCCACCGCAGGCACCACCAAGGCCUAAGCGACAAACACUUCGACAGAAAAGUAUGGACAUUUUAAGCCUUGUUGUUCCAGUUGAUACAGAGAUCCCAGCUAGAGAUGUGAAUGCUGAUAAUGAGUACAUCUAUCCUGGUGCUCCAAAGCCAACACUGGAAAGUCAAAAUAUCCAGUGCGAGUCAACGUAUGAUAUAUCGAAUAUACGUCUUUCGAGGGAUUCGGCGGAAACACAACGUCAAAUGGAGGAUGAUUUAGAUGGAGCUGAUGACUAUAUACUCCCCGGCAGACCGCUUAUAGAAUCAGAGUCAACAUAUGAUAUCAGUAGCACACCUAUCAAUUCACCUGUGAAAUUAGACCUUCAACGCAAUGACUCUCGGAAUUUGAAUGAUUUACAACCAAAACAUAACUCCUUGACGUCAAGUACCAGCAGUGAUAAUCAUGAUUAUUUUGACAUGACGGGUGUUCCUCGGCGCCAUUCCUUCACAGAACACAGCCUGAGUUUGGGCAGUUUGCAGCUGCAGUCCCUGACAGCAUCACAGGAAGAACUCUGGCACGGAGGGCAGAGUGAUUACUCGGACACAGCAAGCGAGGAGGAGACUGGCGAUGAUGAAGAUGAGAAUAAACCAAAGAAGCCCAAGGUAUUUUACAUAGCCAGGGAAAUCAUGACGUCCGAAGAAGUUUUUGUGGAUGUGCUCAAACUGCUCAACUUGGAUUUCCGUCAAGCCGUGAGCAGCACUACAGAGGAGGUUGGCCGCCCAAUCAUCCCAUCGGUAGUCUUGAAUCGGAUACUUCACUACCUCCCCCAAUUGGAGAGUUUCAAUUCUGAGUUCUUACAGGACUUGCACAAGAGGGUGGACAACUGGGAAGACGAUCCCCGAAUAGCAGACAUUUUCGUGUGUAAAGGUCCAUUCCUGAGGCUGUAUAUUGGAUACAUCAAGGGGUUUGAUGAGAUGAUAUCAAUGUUUGAUGAUGCGUGUAAGAAGUACCCCAUCUUCAAUGAACUGGUCAAAGAUUUUGAGGGCAAUGAACGGUGUGCCAAUUUAGCCCUGAGGCACUACAUGCUGAAGCCGAUCCAGAGAAUCCCACAGUACAAGUUACUCCUCCAGGACUAUUUAAACCACCUGUCUGAGCAUUCAAUAGACUACAAAGAUGCAUCAGCUGCCCUUGCGAUUGUUAGUGAAAUAGCUACACAUGCCAAUGAAAGUAUGAGAGAAGGGGAUAACUUUCAGAAGCUGCUUGAAGUCCAAAACAGUCUCCAUGGGAACUUUGAGGUUGUCAAACCGGGCCGGACGUUGAUAAAAAUGGGAAUCCUCCAAAAGCUCUCGCGGAAGGAAGCUCAGCCACGGAUGUUGUUCUUGUUCAAUGAUGUUUUACUGUACACGACACCAAUAGUAACAGGGAAGGAAUACAAGCUCAAUCAUGUCUUAUCGUUGGCUGGGAUGAAAGCGUGUAAACCAACCCAGGAAGAAUUCCAGAAUGAGUUCAGUGUGAUCAGCAUUCAGAGGUCAUUCACCAUCAGUGCAAAGAUGGAUUUUCCACAUUAUCUAGUUUUUGACUGCAGCACCCCAAGGGAGAGGGACGCAUGGCUCGCAGCAUUGACCCAAGCAAUUGAGGACAAUGCAGAGAAGCGGAGCACAUUUGAGCAGGCAAAGACCCACCCUGAGAAAUUAGUUAUGGUCGACAAGGACUUCCAGCUAGGGCUGCAGGCCCCGGUGUGGGUUCCUGAUGCCAGGGUAACCAUGUGCAUGCUGUGUACUUCAGAAUUCACGGUGACGUGGCGACGACAUCAUUGCAGAGCAUGUGGCAGGGUAAUAUGUGGUGCAUGCUCCGACUACAAAGCUCCAUUGAUAUACUUGAAGAGCAAGUCAGUGCGCGUAUGUCGUGAAUGCUUCGAGAAGAUAGAGCCAGUAGCGGCAGCUGAAGAUGGACGGUUGACACCGACGGCUGAGGGUGAGGAAAAAAGGCCACGGAACACCAGCGAGAGCUUUAAGAAGUCGAAAAAAUGGGUGAAUCGGUUACAUAUAAAGAGGCCAUCAGUUCUCAAGGAGGUUCAAGCGAAUGACACUGGCUCUGUAAUGAGUGGCUACAUGAAGGUGAUACGCGGCAAGAAAUGGAAGAAACGAUGGUUUGUCAUCAAGGACAAAGUGCUGUAUACAUACAAGGCGAGCGAGGAUGCUGCAGCUUCAAGAAGUACACCUCUCCUUGGGUAUGAAAUCAAGACUUUUACUGAGGCCGAUACGAAUGAUAGCUUUUUGGCAAAGUACUUUGAGAAUGCAGAGCCAAGUCUAGUCUUUCAAGUUUCGCACAAGGGAACAGAUCCAGUUGUGUUUCGGACGGAGAGUGCCUCCACCAAAGAUAAGUGGAUACAGGCAAUAAAAGAUGCAACUGUCGCAUAGAUACUUCAUUCACAUGAUGAAACUCGCCAUUCAGAAAAUCGUUUCAUUGGAAAAGAAACUUCGUCACCAGAUGGUGGAUAAAACUAUGUGGACCGACAGACUUUAUGUCACUCAAUGUAACUGCUGCUAGUGAUUCAGAACAGUGUGGUUGUGAGCAUCAUAAUACUAGUCCAAUUAUAAAUUGUUGUCAUUUUGCACUACAUGUAUUUUGUUAUCAAUUCUAUUUUAUAAGUUGUGUACAUCUCACAGCUGUAGAAUCCCUGCUUCUAUAUAGUGUGCCAUUUGAUCUGUAAAUAGUGAUUGGCUCAAACCAGUUUCUAGAUGAGUGGCUGAAUCAAAUCUUGAUCUGCACAGCUUAGUGAACAUUGUUAUAAUGUGAUAUGAAUAUUGCCUCAAAAUUUGCUAAAAGUAUAUUUUAUAAUUGUCAGAUUUGAUAUAUUGUAUUUUAGUACUGUGUGCAUAAUUGUAUUUUUGGAUAAUUUAAACAAACUGUGCUAUUUCUCUCCCAAUUUUUACAAGUCCGGAUUACCUUCCGAAUUUCUUUUUAGAACAAAUUUGACAUUGUGAACUUUGACAAUCAUUUCACCAGUGUUACCAUAGUUACUAGAUGUUUCUAUCAUUCCAGAGAUUAUUAUUGAGUGAGAUUUUGAUUCAAUACGCUAUUUUUGAUUUCAUGUUAUCACCUUGGAUGCCUUGUUAACUUGGCUUGUUAUUGGCUCGUUAGACAAUAUUUGGGUGAUUUGUACUGUAGAAGGAAACCAGGCUACCUGGAUGAAACCUAAAAGAGAGUCGCCUCUCUAUAGCAAGGGAGUAUACAGGAAAUCAAACCCGGGACCUCAGAUGUGACAGGAACUGAUGUCUCCAUUGCACUAGUCUGAUAUAUAUACGUAAAUACCUCAGGUUACUGGAGCAAUUUGUGGCACACAUCUCUACUUGUGGUUAGAAGAAAACUUGUCCCUGUCCCUGUAGAGAAUAGUUGAACUUUCCUACAGUCUUUAUUGUGAAAUAGUAUGUGAUCUUUGUAUAUAUUGGAUAGAUUUUCGAUGAGAUUGCUGGUCAAACUCGGAUUUUCCCCAAAUUUGAUUACCCCAGAAAUUUGCUAAUUGUUAAUGUUACCAAAUGACGGGUUGACGACUGUGUCAGUUAAUUAACCAAGAAUAAGAUUCCAAUGCUAAUCUACCGUAAACCUACUGACAUUGACUUCAGAUCGUUUAUGUUGUUGAUAACUGCUGGGAAGUGCAACUUUUGAAAUCAUGUCUACCAUCAAUUGUCAACUUUGUCUCAAAGGGUCAGUACAUCAAAAUUUUGAUCAGAAUGUCAUGAGUGUUCCUACUAUGUAUAUACAUGCCAAUGAGAAAAGAAUUCCUGUGUGAUCUUUAAUGCACACAAGGCAGGUGAUCUACUGUAGUGUAACUACAGGUGAGUCAUAAAGUGUAAAAUGUCAAUUCAGAUGUACUGGACCUUUAAAGUUUCUUUCAAAUCAAAUUUAUGAUGCAGUGUUUUGCAUUAUACUCAAGAUUGUGAUAUAGUUUUAUAGAGUUUGAGAUGGCAGUUGUAUACAUGUACAUUUGCAUGUAAUAGGCCAAGUAAUAAUUGUCCUGUUGUUAAAUUAGAUGAAUUUUCACAAGUGUACUGGGCCUUUAAUGGUUCACUAUUGAAAUUUAUGAUUUUGUACAAGUUUUAUUCCAAACAAUUCCGCUUGCAAGAGAUCAAAGCUAAGUACUUAUAAUCAAUCGACAUAAUGGUUCAUGAUUUUACUCAUGUAAAUCUAUGGGUCCAAGAUAUUAUUUCCAGCUCAGAUGUUGUAAAGGGAAUCAAAACUUAGGAGGCUGUUUACUUAUCCUCAUUGUGAAUGUUUAUAAUGAAGCAUACUAGAGAUGCCAUGGUGUGCAAUAAAAUAUUGUAAAUAGUUGUAAUUUGGCAGAAGUGUAUCAAAUAUACAAUAAAGUAUUGAUUAUAUA
Messenger RNA from Lineus longissimus, 7380 nucleotides. Its product is annotated as titin-like. The transcript is spliced from 21 exons. Lineage: Eukaryota; Metazoa; Nemertea; Pilidiophora; Heteronemertea; Lineidae. Gene Ontology annotation, cellular component: cytoplasm. Gene Ontology annotation, molecular function: metal ion binding; guanyl-nucleotide exchange factor activity. The coding region runs from base 176 to 5419 and encodes 1747 amino acids. The record is from RefSeq and is a predicted model, not a curated record.